Molecule: messenger RNA, 1299 nt
Organism: Perkinsus marinus ATCC 50983
Lineage: Eukaryota; Perkinsozoa; Perkinsida; Perkinsidae
Product: membrane associated RING finger, putative
Exons: 7
Coding region: 12-1178 (388 amino acids)
Molecular function (GO): zinc ion binding
Source: RefSeq, a predicted model, not a curated record
CUGUUGCUUACAUGGGGCCUUCCGUCCUGAAAAACCGUGGUGACAAAGUUCCAACUGAUCCCACAGAGAGUGAUGCCAGUGACGAAUCCACGGAGUUGCUCUGUCGCAUAUGCUUCAGCGAUGGGGAGACUAAAGGCAACGAGCUGAUUGCCCCUUGUAUGUGCAAAGGUUCACAGAAGUAUGUACAUGUAUCGUGUCUGCGACGGUGGCAGCGUGCAACACAGGCUCUAGGACCGGGUGAUUUCAUGAGUGAUAAAGCAACGACAUGCAGCGUGUGCCAAGGUAGAUUCGCUCUGAGUCCUCCUGAGCGACCGCUGUGGGAGAGACUAUGGGCGUUAGCGAAGGACCUCAUGUUGACGUUGUUCACGAUUACCUUUGCGAUAUUCUUGAAUCGGUCAUUGAUCUUCGUCGGAGUUAUGGCUGUGAUGCUGGUGCUCGCCUACAGAUGCCCUAUACUUUGUGCAUUGAUGGCAAUCGGUCUGUGUGCCUCACUGCACUCCUUCGGCAUUAGACCAGUCAUCACGCAUGACGAUGAGGGCGGCUUCCGAGUAGCCCUUAUACGUCACGGAGCACCGGUGCCCAACUUCCACAAGGGGGCCUUGCUGGUUGCAAACGACAACAUGAUCGGACCGGGAUCGAUCUUCUACCGGAGUGUCGCCCUUGUAUUGGAGCACGACCACAUGGGGUCUCUAGCAUUGAUUCUCAACAAGCCUGUGGCGAGGUCUCCGAUCGCCGACUACCGCGAUGCCGCAGAGGGCCCCCCUGUGGAGCUUCUGACAGUAAGAGGGGGACCAGUUCGGAUCAACGAGGAACGACGGAUCAUGCACCAGGCCCGCGGUGUUGUGGGUGCUCGGGUGCUCCUCUCGCAAGACCGUGAGGAUUCUGUCUAUCUCGGCGGGGACUUGACCGCAGUACUAGCAGGGAUUGCCCAGCAGGACCGUGGGGCAGGAGAUGAGAGAGCCCAUGCGAUAAUAUUCGACGGCUGUGCACGAUGGGCUCCUGGUCAGCUGUACGGCGAGCUUAGGGCUGGGUCAUGGAGAUGGAUCAACCCACCAUGGCCGGAAGAGAUUCUCUUGAGCGCUUUUGAUCAACAUGGUGCGGGAGUUGACAACGGGGAAGCCAUGUAUCACAUGAUCAUGAACGACUAUGGAGAACAGCUUAUAGGCUUACACUUGUAACUACUAUGAAGCCUUCUGAUUGUAAUUGUUAUAUCAUUAAUUCUCAUUGUGUCAACAGUCUGGGUUUAUCAUAACAACCCGGUUGAUUUCUCUUCAAAGGCAAUCGCGAAUUGCCACUUUC